CACAACGAACACGAGAGGCACAAAAAAGAACCAAAUUUAUAUAUAUAAACUAUACGCAUUGUGCCUUUGAUUUGUUGUAGUCGUAAAAUUCGCUGUUGUUGUUGUUAGUGUUGCAAAUUACAUAAAUAGUUUGAUUGCGUGCAGAGAUUGCGUUAAUAAUAAAUUUAACGCUUUUGCCAUAUUUGCUGCAAUGACAUCGCUGACAUUGUGCUGCUCGCGUCGUGCGAUCGCUGCCAACGCCUACGUCAACGGCAAUUGGCGGUUUAUUCAAACACUUCAAAGGCGCCAACAAUUACAACAACAACAGCAAUGUGGGCGUCACUGCGCAGCUGCAACAGCAACAGCGGCAGCAACAACAACAGCUCCAAAAACCAAUGCAAAUAUUGGCGCAUUUACCAUUUCAACGCGAAACAUGUCGUCGUGUUCCUCUCAACAACUGGUGGCCGUCGAUGAGUCGCGUCGCUUUAUGAUCGAUUGCUUCAUGGCCGUCAAGGUGCCCGAGGAGAAUGCACGUGCUCAGGCCGAUCUGUUGGUGGCUGCCGAUUAUCGUGGACAUUUCAGUCAUGGCAUGAAUCGUCUUGAGAUGUACAUCAAUGAUCUGGCCAUCAAUUCAACGAAUGGCGCCGCCGAACCACAAGUGCUUAAGGAGACCCCUGCCACAGCCUGGGUGGAUGGUUGCAACGGGUUGGGCGCUGUUGUUGGCAACUAUUGCAUGGAUCUGGCCAUCAAGAAGGCGAAGACUGUUGGCGUUGGCUGGGUCUGUGCCAAGGGAUCGAAUCAUUAUGGCAUGGCUGGCUGGUAUGCAAUGAGGGCAAUGAAACAGGGCCUGGUCGGCAUGUCCAUGACGAACACUUCACCCCUGAUGGCACCCACGGGCGCCAAGGAGGCAGCUCUGGGCACCAAUCCGCUCUCGUUGGGCGCACCCGCCAGCAAUUCGGAUCAAUUCCUGCUGGACAUGGCCACUACGGCGGUGGCUGUGGGCAAGAUCGAGAUACAGAAUCGCAAAGGCGCCCCAUUGCCCGAUGGCUGGGCUCAGGAUCCGAACGGUAAUGUGACCAAUGAUGCCAAGUUGGGCUUUGCCACCGGCUGCCUUAUGCCUCUGGGCGGCUCUGAGCUAACCUCCGGCUACAAGGGCUAUGGACUGGGUGCCAUGGUGGAUAUUCUCUCCGGGGUAAUGGCUGGCGCCAAGUACUCCACCCAGGUGCGGAAGUGGACGCAUGCGGGCGCCAAUUCUGCAGCUGAUCUGGGCCAAGUAUUCAUCGCUGUCGAUCCGAAUUGCUUUGCGCCUGAAUUCGAGGAGCGCAUGACUGACUUCAAUUCACGUCUGCGCAACACAACGCCAACCGAUCCUAAGAAGCCUGUGCUGCUGGCCGGCGACAAGGAGAAGAACAACAUGAAGGCUGUGGAUGCAGCUGGCGGUAUUCAAUAUCUGGAGAACCAGCUCAAGACUUGCGCCGCCUUGGCCGAGAAGCUGAAGAUCAAACCGCUGAGCUUUAACUAAAACCGCUGAGCUUUAAGCUCUUCAAGAAGAUGAGCCAGUGUUGCAAAGAAAACUGCCCCGAUCUAAAAACAUAUUCAUGUCAUAGAAGUAAAGUAGCUUUUGCAUUUCUAUUCUGACCAAAGGACUUUUGAUUAGUGCCUAAGUUGAAUAUCACUUCGAUAUAAAAGUUUGAUAUAAUUAUAUACACUCACUAGUUGCUUGUUAUUUAAUAUGAUAUUGUCAGCUAAUAAAUAGCUAUAAACUUUAAGAACUCAC
Molecule: messenger RNA, 1756 nt
Organism: Drosophila grimshawi
Lineage: Eukaryota; Metazoa; Arthropoda; Insecta; Diptera; Drosophilidae
Exons: 4
Coding region: 191-1501 (436 amino acids)
Molecular function (GO): oxidoreductase activity
Source: RefSeq, a predicted model, not a curated record